ACUAGUGGAUGCACUCACUGGCCCGCCGCUCGGCUCUUCGCGCAGAGGGGCCUGAAGGAGCGGGAGCGGCGGACUCUCCACCCGAUUUCUGGGGAAGGGGAGAGGACGCGCCGCUGCUCUGCCUCCGGGCGUCGGUGAAAGAUGAAGGGUCGGCGGCGACGGCGGGGAGAGUACUGCAAGUUCGCACUGCUGCUGGUGCUGUACACACUGAUGCUCAUGCUCAUCCCUUCCGUCCUGGACGGCGGCCGCGACGAGGACGAAGGACACUGUCCGGAUAUGCAGCGCAGCCUGGGAGUGUGGAGCCUGGAGGCGGCGGCGGCCGGCGAACGUGAGCAGGGCGUGGAGGCGCAGCCCGCCGUGGAGUGGGGCGCAGGCACGUCCCUCAGGUCCCCGGGCGAUGUCCGAACCCACGAGAAACAACACAUCUACGUGCAUGCCACCUGGCGCACCGGCUCAUCCUUCCUGGGCGAGCUCUUUAACCAGCACCCGGACGUUUUCUACUUGUAUGAGCCCAUGUGGCAUGUAUGGCAGGCGUUGUAUCCGGGCGACGCCGAAAGCCUCCAAGGGGCUCUGCGGGACAUGCUCCGCUCCCUCUUCCGCUGUGACUUCUCAGUGCUGGGACUGUACAUGCCGCCUGGAGGACCCGCCGCGCGUGCCUCCGACUUGGCCAACGUCACCACGGCCACCCUCUUCCGCUGGCGGACCAACAAGGUCAUCUGCUCGCCGCCGCUGUGUCCAGAUGCGCCCCGUGCCCGCUCGGAGGUUGGCCUCGUCGAGGACUCGGUCUGUGAGCGUAGCUGCCCACCGGUGCCGCUUCGCGCCCUGGAGGCUGAGUGCCGCAAGUACCCAGUGGUGGUCAUCAAGGACGUGCGCCUGCUCGAUCUGGGCGUCCUGGUGCCUCUGCUGCGCGACCCAGGCCUCAACCUGAAGGUGGUGCAGCUUUUCCGAGAUCCACGGGCCGUGCACAACUCGCGCCUCAAGUCUAGACAGGGGCUCUUGCGCGAGAGCAUCCAGGUGCUGCGCGCGCGUCAGAGGGGCGGCGGUUUCCACCGCAUGCUGCUGGGGCAUGUCAUGGGCCCGCGGCCCGGGAGUCAGUCCCGGGCGAUGCCCUCCGCGCCGCGCCCCGAUCUCUUCUUAAACAGAGCGCUCGAGGUGAUCUGUGAGGCCUGGCUGCGCGACCUGCUUUUCACGAGCGGCGCGCCCGCCUGGCUGCAGCGCCGCUACCUGCAGCUGCGCUACGAGGACCUGGUGUGGCAUCCUGAAAGCCAGCUGCGCCGUCUGCUGCAGUUCUCGGGGCUGCGCGCCCUCGACGAGCUCGAAGCCUUCGCGCUCAACAUGACUCGCGGCUCGGCCUAUGGGGCCGACCGACCCUUCCAUCUGUCUGCACGAGACGCCCGCGAGGCGGUGCACGCCUGGCGUGAGCGUCUGAGCCAGGAGCAGGUGCGCCAGGUGGAGGUUGCGUGCGCCCCAGCCAUGCGUCUGCUGGCGUAUCCUCUCAGCGGAGAGGAGGGCAACGCCGGGGAGCCGCCGCUGGAGAUGCAGGCCAAAGGUGUUAUGAACCAACUCUAUCCCUAACCCCAAACCCGGUCAGUCACCAUGAACCAGGGCACUCAGCAUGCUGCGACAGCAUUGGAGAAGCAGCAUGAUGGAGGCAAUCUAUCACACAGCCAGAGACUGCGAUUGACUUGGUACCAACUGCUGUGCAAUUCUGCUGGGCAGGAGCAACACAAGCUGUUAAAUAAUGACAUUGAGAUGAAAUUUCCAGAGAGGAAGUGACAAUGCAGUGUGGGUAUUUAUGGCCAUAAGAUAGGAAGAGCUCAGUUCCCAGGCUAAACUUGUCUCUGCUGGAGCCAUUUCAACAAAGAAGAGAUGCGAUUUGGUUCCAUUUCACAUCAGGCAGAUGUCUGAACAAAAUCAUUAAUGUGAAUACAAGCCAAGUGCAGUAGUGUGUAUCGUGAUUAAAUUACUUUGUGUUAAAUAAAAUGUAUGUGUGGUUUUGUUUUUAACUGGACUUUUCCAGCUCUCCUUCAAAUGCCGACCCCCCCUCACCCACUUCCA
Molecule: messenger RNA, 2058 nt
Organism: Jaculus jaculus (lesser Egyptian jerboa)
Lineage: Eukaryota; Metazoa; Chordata; Mammalia; Rodentia; Dipodidae
Gene: Chst7
Product: carbohydrate sulfotransferase 7
Exons: 2
Coding region: 142-1575 (477 amino acids)
Biological process (GO): N-acetylglucosamine metabolic process; carbohydrate metabolic process
Cellular component (GO): Golgi membrane
Molecular function (GO): N-acetylglucosamine 6-O-sulfotransferase activity; chondroitin 6-sulfotransferase activity
Source: RefSeq, a predicted model, not a curated record